Spodoptera littoralis (African cotton leafworm) is the source of this 2472-nucleotide messenger RNA. The record is from the annotation of a GenBank genome assembly. NCBI's taxonomy places the organism in Eukaryota, Metazoa, Arthropoda, Insecta, Lepidoptera, Noctuidae.
AUGUUAUCUACUAAAGUGACUAGUAAGAAGUGGAUAAGUGAAGAAACUCCUGAUGAGGAGGAACUGUUCGCUCAUUGUCGGGAGAUGGAAAUGGUUUGUUUUGCUGUAACUAAAGUGAUAUUAGACUCUGAUAACAAAUGGAAGGGUGCACUUGGUAAAAAUAAUUCGCAUUCGCUGUCCAAUCGGAAUUAUAUUAUGGAAUUAGUUAAUAUACAGGUAUUAGAUCAAAUAAUAGAAUAUUUAACGAAAUUAGUGAAAUCAUUUUACAAAUUGAAUCCGAAGUUGGCUCGUUUGAAAAAAGACAAUGGAUUGCUUCAGAGUAAACAUGAUCAUAUUUUUGAUAAAUUGUGUAGCAUACGGUUUGUGAUGUUGCAAAGUAUACAUGGACUUAUAAAUACUAUACUGAACACAUGUCUACAUCGAGAGGAUUCCAGGAAAAUGAUUGAAUCUUGUUUGAGCUUGGUUGGAAUAUACAAUGACAUGAUCGGCUUAAGUUAUAAGAAGUUCGCCGCGAAGUUUAAUAUCGGAAGCAACUCGUAUCCGAACAUCAUUAGUGAAACUAAAAAUUUAUCUUUAACGAAAAUUGUUCAAGUUCUAUCAAAAAGUCGCGCAGAAAUCAACUGUCAACGCUUAAUUAACUGUUUAGUGAAAGUGUAUCAGCCUGACCAUAACUCCGAUAAUGAUUCUAGUUCUAGUUCGGCAGAGAGUCUGGAAAUAUAUCACACACUAACGAAGCACAUCACCCCACCAACAUCAACAAUGUCUCGAAAUAUGGUAGUUGACAAGCGAAGAGACGCAUUCAUAGUUAACAAAAAAUUGAAGAUGAAACAAGCUCAGAGUCUUAUAGAAUUGAAAAAUGAACACAAUAAACGGCUAAACGAACUGGUGGCGACUCAGAAUUCUGAUGCUGAAGUACCUUACAUGUCACUGUUGACCAAUGAGUACACUUUAGAACAUAUUUUUAACACCGAAGACAAUAUAAAUAGUAUACUGCAAAGUGAAGAAAUGUACAUAGAAAUACUUUUAGAUACGGUAGCAAAUUUGUCACCAAACUUAUUGGGACAAAAUGGUGUAAAGAAGUUAAAAAAUGGUAGAAUUCAAGCCAGCAAGAAAGCAGCUCAUAAAGUAACUGAAUAUUACCAAAAUAUACUUUGGGGUGAUGUCGGAAGCUGUUUAGAACACAUCGUUCUAUGGUGGUCACAUUAUCCAUUGGCCAUGAGAUCACCAAAUACAAGUCAAAAUCUUCGUGAGUGGUUAUUUGCUACGUUCAAUGUUAACAAUACUCCAGAACUAAUAUUAUCAGCACUGAGAAUAUUGGCGGAUGCUCUAGGAUGUCACGUAACAUCCACAUCUUGGGACAAAUAUUUUGGUGCAACUCUUACUACAAACUUAAAAUUAACAACGUUAAAAAUCAACCCUGAGAUAUCUUUAUACAUUACGGAGAGUACAGAGUCUGGUGCAAGUUUCGCUUUAAUGCUGCAAUCCUUGGUUACACUAAACAACCAAUGCGAAGUCACGUGGGACUACAUUCUAGGAGCCCCACUGGAAGACUUACCUAUUGUCGAACAAAUACCUAUUCUGCAUCGAUUAGAUCACUCAAUCCACACGUACCGGCUAUGGUGUUUGGCGGAGACACGGCGUUUAGCCAACUUGUGGGAAAUGAAAGACUUCUUCCGUAUCGCACACAAUGACAUGCAAGCUUGCAUGGAACAACUAAUCAACUUAAGAUUUGCUGACCAUACAGUUACUAUUGAAUCAGGCAAAAUUGGAGUUCACGAAAACGUAUGCGCCAAGAUGAGGGAGAAAUUGGUAUCAGAAGUAAAAGUCAACAUACAAAAACUAAAGGACGCCACAGACGAAAUAAUCCAAGUGUUAUCAUCAGUAUGUACGACCACAAGCCUAGCCCACCUGACCAUGAUAUUCCCGAGCAACGCGGAGUGGCGGCUCGUCACCAGACCACCACAAACUAUACACUCCAUUUAUGUACACGAGUUCCUAAAUAAAAUGUUGUUACCGGUAAUAAUGGCGACGCAAGACAUAACGACUUUGAACAUGAUACUCAGAAUAAUGUGCGAGUCUUGGCUACAUCAUAUCUACGUCGCUAAAGUUAAGUUCACAAAAGAUGCAGCGAUGCAACUGUUGCAUGAUUUUAACGAAGUAAGGAACUGGUUAAGCGAGUGCAAACAACUUGCGACCGCGUCGAGGAAACAAAUGCUACAGAACGAAGUGCUAAGGAGAUGUGAAGGAGUGGGCAGAUUACUGCUGCAUGCUCCUGGAGAUUUAAUAUCAAUGCAAGACUCCACUAUGCAGUCCGCACAACAAGUUCGGAAGGAGGCAUCAGAAAACGACACACCAGAACAGCUGAUGCCAGCCGAGAUGUACGUUCCUAAUCAGAAGCAAUGGCUGACGUUACGAGCUAAGAAAAUGAAAGGACCAAUCGCUUUUACUCUAUGCUGCGUUGUAUUGUACUAA